CCGCCGCCGUUCUUCACACUGCCGCCGUCCGUCGCUUCCAAGAGCUUCGUCUGUUCGUCGUGCACACUGCCGCCGUCCGUCGCUUCCAAGAGCUUCGUCUGUUCGUCGUGCUCCAGCCCCUCUCCUCAUUCCCCUGUUCCUCGUCUGUUCUUCUCGCUGCUCAGUCGCGCUUUGCCCGCCGAACCCUCGUCGUGCUCGUCGCCUGGUCGCCGUCGUCCGUCGUGCUCUUCCAUUCGAAGUUUGAUUGAUCCCAGGGCAAGUGAGAACACGGGUGAUUUAGAAGGUGAAACAGUUUAAAAAUCGAAAAACCAAGCCAAAUCAAUCGAAUUAAUUUGGUUCAGUUUGGUUUAGAUGGCUUAAAAAACCCGAACCAAACCAAUCCAAUUAAAAUCGAAAUGAUUUGAUCGGUUGGUUUUUCGUAUCACUGCCAAACCAAUCCGUACCACAAACCCCGUUGAUGAUGAAUCGGCUAAAGCCAAUUGCUCGUUCUCUGCGGCUUCGAUUCCUCGAAUUGCCUCUUGCCACCCGACUCAUUGCAACUCGGUCACUCCAACACUCUCUGAACCAAGUGACUCGCUCCUCUUUCAGCGCUAGUUCUACUGCUGCACCUACGGUUUCUUCCCUUUCGUAUCAUCACUCUUGCAAUUUUCGCUUUCCAAGCAUUCAUCACAGAUUCUUCUUUUCUUCGAAACCUAGCUCAAUUUUGGAGCUUGUUUCGGCCAACGAUUGGUCCCAAGGGUUAGAGCUAGAGUUGGACAAGUGUUCCCCCUCUCUGACACAUGAAACUGUUCUCUAUAUUUUGAGGAGGUUGGAUAAAAAUCCCCAAAAAGCUUCGUGCUUUUUUAGUUGGGUCAGUGAGAAACAAUGGUUUAUACCAAGUUCAUCCGUGUAUAGCUUGAUUGUUAGAAUUUUGGCCAAUAAGGAGACCAUGAAACAGUUUUGGGUUACUCUAAGGAUGAUGAAGGAAAAGGGGUUUUUUCUCGAUGAAGAAACUUAUGUGACGAUUUCAAUGCAUUUUAAGAAGGAAAAAAUGGACUCUGAUUGUGUUGCUUUGAACCACUUCUAUCAUCGGAUGCUGGAGGAAAAUGCAAUGCAAGGUCUUGUCAAGAAGGUGGUUGGGGUUGUUUCGGCAUCAAAGUGGGGAGAUGAGGUUGCGAACGGAUUGGAGAAGCUUAACAUUCAGCUGUCGGAUAACUUUGUGAUAAGGGUUUUGAAGGAGCUUCGAACUCAGCCUUCCAAGGCUUUCGAGUUCUUCCAUUGGGCUGGGAAGCAAUUUGGUUUUGAGCAUAAUACUAUUACAUACAAUGCAAUUGCAAGGGUUUUAGCUAGGACUGAUUCGGUUGAGGAGUUUUGGAAUAUUCUUGAGGAGAUGAAGAGUUUUGGUCAUGAAUUGGAUAUCGAUACUUAUGUGAAGAUAUCGAGGCAGUUUCGAAAGAGUAGGAUGGUGGAGAAUUCGGUGAAGCUUUAUGAGCUUAUGAUGGAUAGCUCAUACAAACCAUCAGUUCAGGAUUGUGUUAUCCUUUUGAAGAGUAUAUCUGAAUGUGAUUUUCCGGAUCUCAAUUUAGUUUUCAGAGUAGCUAGGAAAUAUGAGUCAACUGGGCACACACUAUCCAAGGCAAUCUAUGAUUCCAUCCAUAGGUCUUUGACAAGCUUAGGGAAAUUCAGUGAAGCUGAAAAAAUUGUUCACACAAUGAGAAAUGCUGGUUAUGAGCCUGAUAAUAUCACCUACAGUCAAUUAGUGUUUGGACUUUGUAAGACAAGGAGGCUUGAAGAAGCAUGUAAGGUGUUGGAUGAGAUGGAAUCUUGUGGAUGUAUCCCUGAUAUCAAGACAUGGACCAUCUUAAUCAAAGGGCAUUGUGAUGCCAAAGAAGUAGAUAAGGCAUUGCUUUGUUUUUCUAAGAUGGUCGAAAAGGGCUGCGAUGUUGACGCUGACUUAUUGGACUUUUUGGUUGAUGGUUUUCUUGGUCAGGAAAGGGUGGAAGGUGCUUACAAGUUGCUUGUAGAGGUUGUUAGCACGUAUCGUAUAUCGCCAUGGCAAGCUACAUUUAAGAAUCUGAUUGAAAGAUUGUUAGGAGUUGGGAAGCUUGAGAAUGCAUUUGACCUUCUUCGUCUAAUGAAGACACACAACUACCCUCCAUACCCUGAACCCUUUGUUUCCUAUAUUUCCAAGUUUGGGACAGUAGAAGAUGCUGCAGAAUUUCUUAAGGCACUGAGUUUGAAAAAAUACCCAUCUGUUGCAUCUUACCUUCAUGUUUUUGAAUCCUUCUUCCGAGAAGGUAGAUUCUAUGAAGCCAAAGAUUUGUUGUACAAGUGUCCUCAUCAUAUUCGUCAGGACAGUAAAAUCGCUGAACUUUUUAGUUCAAACAAGAGUCGUGCAGCCACUAAUUGACACCUGGAAACUCUUUCUUUUUUCUAAUAUGCCUCAUCUUUUUUCCAAAUGAUUACUGUUAUCAACUCUGAUCAAGCUGUUAGGUGGGUUUGGUCAUUUGCUGGCAGAAGACCACUUGGAUUAUAAAUAUUUUGUCAGUUCAAGCUUCAUACUUGCAAUUGUAAGAGAUGUUCAUGUAUGAUCAAUGAUGUUAUAACGACAAUGGCAAUUUUUGAAAUGAUUUACCCAUUUCAGCGUGUAUAUCUUAUUAACAUGAAGGGCUCGUGUUACAUUGGUCCCUGCACCUUAGGGAGUUACCUUGGCUCUUAAAAUUAUAAAUUGAUUAAAAGAUUUAUCUGAAAAACGGGUCUUCGGAAUUCAUUUUUUGAGUUAGAUUUCCCCCCUAAAGCCCUAGUUAAUUGGAGACCGGUGUCAACUGUCACACCGAGAAGUAUUAACUAAUUGAUUUGCUUGUGAUACUCCAGAAUGUGCCAGGUUUCUCCGUUUUUUUUGCUCUCGUUUGAUUGUAGUUACUUGGGGCUGAUUCAUGAUAAGGUUGACCAGAACACACAGGAUAUGCAGCAUAUAAUCUUGCUGAGCAUGCGCCAUUGCCAUUGAUAUUCUGGAUCACUUGCAGCAAUUUUCGGAACUUGAAUCUGAUUAAAAGAGAUUGAUAUGCAAAUAAAAACAUUUCAAUUGUUUCAUUAUAUUUCUUUAGUAUUAAGUAUUAACCAAGCAUUACAUAACAAUUUUUUUAAAAGAAUUAUACUAUUCUCCUGAGUUUUGUUUCUUCCAUGUUAUUUGACAUUAGCGUAUGUUUCAGAUAUCAGAUUUAAUUGAGCCAAGAUGAAGGUUGU
Molecule: messenger RNA, 3225 nt
Organism: Arachis stenosperma
Lineage: Eukaryota; Viridiplantae; Streptophyta; Magnoliopsida; Fabales; Fabaceae
Product: pentatricopeptide repeat-containing protein At3g48250, chloroplastic
Exons: 3
Coding region: 458-2389 (643 amino acids)
Biological process (GO): RNA splicing
Molecular function (GO): protein binding
Source: RefSeq, a predicted model, not a curated record